AUGGUGUUGGAUGGUCUCUUCACUAUUGAACUCUUUUGCAAAGUUGGAAAAUUGUCACCAAUUGAUCCAGACGAUCCCAUCUUUAACUUGGAAUGGAUAUUCGCUAAUAUCUUACGAGAUCUUUUUCGUUUCGAGAAUCAAAUUCCUUUCUUCCUUCUUCAAAAACUAUUUGAUGAAUCAAAACCUUCAAGAGGAGAUAGUGACUCAUCCCUUGCUAAACUUGCCUUGGAAUUCUUUAACUGUGCAGUAGAAACCCCUAAGCAAGUCUUAAAUCAGGACUUCACUACUGUUGAAGGAAAACAUUUACUGGAUUUACUCCCCUGGAGUUUUAUCCCUAAACUCCCCUGGAGUUUUAUCUCGCGGCUGCAUGUGGGUGAGACCCCAAGCUACCUAUGUACUCUUACUGGGGGAUCAAGCCACACGUAG
Messenger RNA from Prunus armeniaca (apricot), 426 nucleotides. The record is from the annotation of a GenBank genome assembly. Lineage: Eukaryota; Viridiplantae; Streptophyta; Magnoliopsida; Rosales; Rosaceae.